AUGCCGUUGGGCUCACGGCCCACUGCCGGGCACGGAUCUCGCCAGCAGCAACCCCAGCCCCAGUAUCCUCAGCUGCAGCAGCGUAGCGGUACCCAGUGGAAUUCUUCCGCUGCUGCUCCGCACAUGUCGUUCGCCCCAUCCUCACGUUCCGGGGGAUCAUCUUUUCUAGCACCCACAUCCACACAUCGAAACCAGAACUAUGCUCACAGACGGAUUCCAGAAGGUGUCGGACGUUCGGGGGGAUACCAACCCAAGGCCCGUGUCACGGAGCGAUACCGCAUCGUUGGAUUCAUCAGCAGUGGAACCUACGGACGUGUGUACAAGGCCGUAAAUCGCAAUAACAUCGUCACGAGCACUAAUGGCGCAACGGUGGCAACGGGACACGAGGUCGCCAUCAAAAAGUUCAAGCCAGACAAGGAAGGUGAACAAAUCAGUUAUACGGGCAUCUCCCAGAGCGCCAUUCGAGAAAUGAGCCUCUGCAGCGAGCUGAACCAUGCCAACGUCAUCCGCCUGAUUGAAAUCAUUCUUGAAGAUAAAUGCAUAUUCAUGGUAUUCGACUACGCCGAGCACGACUUGCUUCAAAUUAUUCAUCACCAUACACAACAACCACGCCACCCGAUACCACCCGCCACAGUUAAGAGCAUCAUGUUUCAGCUGCUCAACGGAUGUCAUUAUCUACACACCAACUGGGUACUACAUCGCGACUUGAAGCCUGCCAAUAUUAUGGUGACCUCUUCCGGCGGCGUCAAGAUUGGAGACUUGGGCCUAGCCCGCCGAUUCGAUAAGCCGCUACAUUCCCUCUUUAGCGGAGACAAGGUCGUCGUGACUAUCUGGUAUCGCGCACCGGAGCUGAUUUUGGGCUCAUACCACUACACGCCCGCCAUCGACAUGUGGGCUAUUGGCUGCAUUUUUGCCGAGCUGCUGUCUCUCCGGCCCAUAUUCAAGGGGGAAGAAGCCAAGAUGGACAGCAAGAAGACGGUGCCGUUUCAACGCAACCAGAUGAUGAAGAUUAUGGAAAUCAUGGGCGCGCCAACCAAAGACAAGUGGCCGCUCCUGUCCACGAUGCCCGAGUUCGGCCAGCUUAACGCGCUGCAGGCCAGCAUGGCUGCCCACCACGGGCGCCACUCGCACGGCGCGCCGCUGGCAUCCAACCUCGAAAAGUGGUACCACAACACCAUAUCCAACGCGCCCAGCAGCACAAACACGUCAUCGGGCGCGUCGACGUCGCUCAGCUCCCUCGGCCAGGAGGGAUAUCGGCUGCUCUCGGGUCUCCUCGAGUACGAUCCCGUCCGCCGCCUCACCGCCGCGCAGGCCCUCCAGCUGCCCUUCUUUAGUACCGGCGAUAAGGUCACGGCCAACGCGUUUGAGGGCCUCAAAGUCGACUACCCGCACCGUCGCGUGAGUCAAGACGACAACGACAUACGCACGAGCAGCCUGCCGGGCACCAAGCGCAGCGGGCUCGCUGACGACUCGCUGCUGCGCCCGUCGAAAAGAGUCCGGGAGUAG
Messenger RNA from Beauveria bassiana ARSEF 2860, 1506 nucleotides. RefSeq names its product Serine/threonine-protein kinase. The coding region runs from base 1 to 1506 and encodes 501 amino acids. The record is from RefSeq and is a predicted model, not a curated record. Gene Ontology annotation, biological process: protein phosphorylation. Gene Ontology annotation, molecular function: RNA polymerase II CTD heptapeptide repeat kinase activity; ATP binding; cyclin-dependent protein serine/threonine kinase activity. Lineage: Eukaryota; Fungi; Ascomycota; Sordariomycetes; Hypocreales; Cordycipitaceae. Gene Ontology annotation, cellular component: mediator complex; nucleus. The transcript has a single exon.